Molecule: messenger RNA, 363 nt
Organism: Protopolystoma xenopodis
Lineage: Eukaryota; Metazoa; Platyhelminthes; Monogenea; Polystomatidea; Polystomatidae
Source: the annotation of a GenBank genome assembly
AUGAUGCGUGAGGUGGCAGCCGAACUUUUUUCCUCUUCUCCUCUUGCAGACUAUUCCAAAACGUCUGUUGCCUCGGCCUCCGUUUCGCCCAUCAGCCCCACGGCAAAUGGGCUCUUUGCACACUCACACAAGCACAUGUGCACACACAUAUUCACAUAUCGUGAAUGUCCUCUCAUGGCGACUCUAAAGAUGAGUGUUUUUGCUACCGGAUUUAUGUUCCGGUCUGGGUCAAUGGCGGAACAGGUUGACUGUGGUUCCGGGUCGUGGCCACUCUCACCUCGAGCGCUGACCAAGAUGGCGGACGUUGAGGCCUUUAUAAAUGGCCCUGAAUGCUGUGAAAUCAGGGCACCAGCACGGCCUUGA